CGUGUUUUACUUUCACGGUAUGGUUACUGAGCUGUAAACGCCCUGGACCGCAAAGGCUGAUUCUGGAUGGGGACGCAGCCGAGACGGCUCUACCGGACCCCACCCGCCACAAUCCGCACUCGAGCGUACGGCCUUGAAGUCACUGCAGUGUACACGCAGGUAGAAACGCUGCGCUGCGGGCGUCCUGCCCUCUCGGGUCGAGAGUGCGGACUUGCGUCACCCAAGCAAGAUGAAAUAGCGAGGGAGUAAAGACAGCACGAAGCUGCUGUGACAGCUUGGCGUCGCUGUACGGCUUGCUGCAGACUUACCCCUAGGCAGCGCACGGUGAGCAGACGUGAGUCGGCCCCAGAAGGGCCGGGCCGCAGCGAGUACGGGAGUGUCGCGCGGAUAGCGGUUACUAAGGCGACCGCCGCUCCCUUAGACUGCAAGGUGCAGGCGCUUUACUGCGUGGCGUGUGCCCGGGAGAGUGGAGCUGCUCAUCGACUUGUCGCAGCUGACAGUGAACAUGACUGAGCUGAGGCAGAGAAGAGGCGAGGGAGGAGACGCAGGAUAUCGAGACAACGACAACAUCAGCGACAAGGAGACAGAUGGAGAAGACAAAACUGAAAUUGGAGGAGAAGCAGACCGUGAUUCUAAACAGGACACAGAUACUCCUGAGGUACAACCAUCUGUUGACAAUACUCCAGAAUGUCUCAACAAAGCUCUGUCUGGACUUUCAUCAAGAUGGAAGAACUGGUGGAUUCGUGGGAUUUUAACAUUAACAAUGAUCUCUGGCUUCUUCUUAACCAUCUAUAUGGGACCUCUGGUACUCAUGUUUCUGGUUCUUGGUAUUCAAAUCAAGUGCUUCCAUGAAAUUAUAACAAUUGGAUAUCGGGUUUAUCAUUCAUAUGACCUUCCCUGGUUCAGGACAUUAAGCUGGUACUUCCUGCUGUGUGUAAAUUACUUUUUCUAUGGAGAGACAGUGGCUGAUUACUUUGUCACCUUUGUCCAAAGAGAAGAGCCCCUUCAGUUUCUUGUCCGUUACCAUCGAUUUAUUUCUUUUGCUCUCUAUUUGACAGGUUUCUGCAUGUUUGUAUUGAGCUUAGUGAAGAAACAUUAUCGCCUGCAGUUUUAUAUGUUUGCUUGGACCCAUGUGACCCUAUUGAUUGUGGUUACUCAGUCCCAUCUUGUCAUUCAGAAUCUGUUUGAAGGAAUGAUCUGGUUCAUCGUUCCAAUAUCCAUUGUCAUCUGCAAUGAUAUCAUGGCUUACUUAUUUGGAUUCUUCUUUGGAAGGACACCUUUGAUUAAAUUGUCUCCCAAGAAGACCUGGGAAGGUUUCAUAGGAGGAUUUUUCUCAACUGUCGUUUUUGGGUUCUUAUUUGCAUAUCUCCUGGCUCAGUACACAUAUUUAGUUUGCCCAGUGGGAUACAGCGAGUCAAAUAGCUUUGCAGUUUCCUGUGAACCUUCUGAACUGUUUGUGUUGCAAGAGUAUACACUCCCAUCGCCACUAAGGACUCUCUUGAGAUCGAAAACAGUGAAGCUGUACCCAUUUCAGUUCCACAGCAUUGCUCUUUCAACCUUUGCCUCACUUAUAGGUCCUUUUGGUGGCUUUUUUGCCAGUGGAUUCAAAAGAGCUUUCAAAAUUAAAGAUUUUGCAGAUACGAUUCCGGGUCAUGGUGGCAUCAUGGAUCGAUUUGACUGCCAGUACUUGAUGGCAACAUUUGUUCACGUAUACAUCACUAGCUUUAUCAGGGGCCCCAACCCAAGUAAAGUGUUGCAGCAGCUGAUGGUCCUGCAGCCCGAGCAGCAGUUAAGCAUUUUCAACACCCUGAAGUCCCAUCUCACGGAGAGAGGGAUGAUCCCCCCUGCUGAAGCUGUACAGUAAGGCGCGCUGUAUGACCAUGGAGACUUGAUCAGGGCACGGGACCAGCGGCACCCCAAGACUGCCGUCCUCCGUCUUCACCCCAUUGCACAACAGGUGGAAAUACACUCCUGGCGAGCAGAGCCGAUGGUAGCCUUACUUUGUACCUAGUGGUCCGCUGUAAACUUUGUAGUGGGAGACAACAUCUCGAAGUUUGUUGCCAAAUAUUAAUGAAGGGCGAGUCCGGGGUUUGGUUUAAUGUGCUUGGACUCGUUGAUGAGAAGUGCAAUAUUUCCUUAAAGCAGGAAAAAUUGAUGUUUAGUUUUGAAAUUCAUACUUUACAUUUCACGAUAACUAAUCAAUGUUAGAAUGUGAAUAUAAAACGUCUGUGUAUUUAACAUAGGCAUCUUUUUUUUUUUCUUUUUGUAAUUAGCGGAGGUCAUUUGGGUGGCGGGCGGGCGGGCGCCGUACUUCCGGGUGCUUUUAUGAAUUUGUUUGAUUUUCGCUGCCUGCUUCUGCAUAAAGAUAAUGUGUUAUGAAGUCCAAAUGCUAGCGGCAAUCACUUGAAGUCUUUUGAAGCCGGUAUGUCAACAAAUGCGCAUUAUAUAUAUAUAUAUAUAUAUAUAUAUAUAUAUAUAUGAAAUAAUAUAAAUGAUUUAACUAUUCUAAAUGUAGUCAGAACUUUAAUGAAGUGAACACUACUGCAGUAAGGCACGCUGAGCAGAAAUGGCAGAGUAGAGGAGACCGCACAUCCACCCGCGACACUCUAACGUUGAUCGAUCUGCCAUUUUUAAAUGCACAGUUAUAUGUCUGAAUUUAAGUUGAGUGGAGAAAGCAUCAAGAAGGCAAACUGUUUUAAUCCAUUUUUAACGGCGGCCUAGAGAAUGACCAAUGAAAAGGAAUCGAAAAUGUACAGUUUGCUAUGCGUUUUGGGAGCUGGUGACACACGACAACGUGCGUGUGAAAUAUUUCACUACAUUAAAACCAAUGUCACUGAAAUGCCAGAGGACCAGAGGUUGGUAAUCCUUUAGUCCACCCACUUCAAUGCCCUGUAUACAGACUGCUCUGCUAAAACUCCCAUCAAGCCUUGCGUCACGUCCACCAAGCCUCCUCUGUCUGAGGAACGCCCAAGAAGUAGAGUUCUUACCUGACCUCACAAGAGGGUUGUGUUCAGAUGGUCUUCACAGAGUAGAAGGCAAUUAGUUCAUCACAUCCCUGACCAGUUUGCCCGUCUAACACAUCAAAAAAAAAGCAGAGCAGUGCCAUUAAUUAGCUGCCCACCAUAUGUUGACAUUACGUUACCCAGUCCUGCCCAGCCAUUGAGAGGGCCCACAUGCUCGCACCUCAUCAUAACAAAUUAACGUCGUUGUUUCUUGUCCUGCAGGAGACUCCUGUGGUGGGAUUCAGGGUGCAAAGUCCACAUCGAGAGUGAGCAGGCCGUACGUCAUUUCCAUGUCUUUGGUGGGUCAAACACGUGAGUCUGAACCCGUCUUACAGUUGAAAUGAACUGCUGAUGAUUCCAUUUGACCGAGUAGCUGGAUGAUGGCGUCAUUCCCAUGACCAAAGUUAAAAGGCACAAACUAAUGUUAAAUGUUGAUUUUAAAAUGAGUUUAAUUCCAUUGUGCCUAAACUGAACAACAAGGAACAUCCAUUACUAAAAAAAGCAAGCCUCAUUCUGCACUCGAGCGCUUCUGAUCAACACUAUGAUGUACUUUAAAUAAAAACGUUUCCUCUUUAUGAUGCAGCACCGUAAAUAGGGAAACGUUUCUGUUACGGCAUUUCAUUAACACACUUGGCAUGUUGUCCUUGGGCUGAAUUUUAGAUAAAGCUAUUUGGUUAAAUUACAAUUAGAUUGAAGUACAAAUGUGUUGUACUUUAUAAAAUGGUACGCACGAUAAAGUCCACCGGCGCACACCUCUCCACAAACGUCAAUUUAAUCCUGUCGUUACACAAAAGGCAAAGUGAGUGAGCGCGGAAUUUACGCAAAGCAGAGAUUGCUUCAAAAAUGUAACGUCAUACCUGAGGAGACAACUAAAUGCAAUGUGCUGUGAAAUAACGUGAGUUACAGGUGGUGCCCAAAGCGAAAUUCUCCAUUACGAAAACCGGAAGUUGACGUUUUUUUUGUCCGUCGCAGUUUCUUCAUUUGAGGAUUGGAGUCUCACCUGCUCCUGUAAGUUUGACUCGGUGAGUUUUAUCCAAAAAGUGCAGCAAGCAUUGCGAGGGCUUUUCAAGGAAGUCAGACGUGGGCAGGAGGCACCUCUUAUCUGAGCAGUUUUCAGUACCAGCCAAGCGAUUGUGCCGUGUGUCCAGUUUCUCGUGUUAGUCAGUAUUAGGUUUUUGUUUUUUAAUCGUUUUAGUUUCCAUGUUUGUCGCCCUGCGUGUCAAUGAUGUGUUUGUGUGAUAAGGCCGGCCGGACUGUGUGGGCCACCUCUGCCUGUCGUGCGACUUAUCGGGAGCGAACUUCUUCAAAGGACUGCUUUUCCGAUUUCGUCCAUUUGUUUCGAUUGUUUGUUUUAGUGAUGCUGUUGCGUUCAUCUUCUAAGCGUAUUUGUACCAAAUAUGUAAAAUUGAACAAAGCCUGCAUAGAAGGAUUUUGCAUACCUGAUAAAUUUAAACGUCGUAUCGUGACAUGUGGGCGGAAUGGGUGGGAGCUAAAGAAAUACACCGCAGGUGCAAACUGAAGUAGUAAAACAUCUUUGAUUGCAGCAACUUGAAGGUCUGGAUUUGCGUUCUGUGGGCCAGUUACCCAGACGAGCAGCAGACGUUAAGCCAUCAUCGUUAGUGGUCUUCACGACCCACCUUCUGCUCUCAUUUGAAGAAUUGCGAGGUUUAAACAAAGAUUGUCGUACACAUUUGGGUUUUAUGUUUACUUGAAACAAUGAUGCGUGUCUUUUAGGAGCAAUUUAAUUAACUUUAUUAGUGAAAUGAAGGUA
Erpetoichthys calabaricus (reedfish) is the source of this 4773-nucleotide messenger RNA. RefSeq names its product CDP-diacylglycerol synthase (phosphatidate cytidylyltransferase) 1 (gene cds1). Gene Ontology annotation, cellular component: endoplasmic reticulum membrane. Bases 506 to 1864 code for a protein of 452 amino acids. NCBI's taxonomy places the organism in Eukaryota, Metazoa, Chordata, Cladistia, Polypteriformes, Polypteridae. The transcript has 13 exons. The record is from RefSeq and is a predicted model, not a curated record. Gene Ontology annotation, molecular function: phosphatidate cytidylyltransferase activity.